AUGGAGAAAAGUAAAAAUCGUCGUUUAAACAAGUUGAGGAAGAAGAUUAGUGAGCUCUUCCUACUAGGUGGUCUUUCGGAGGAGGAAAUGCAGGCUAUUGAAGAAGCUGAAUUAGCCACGAGCUCACGUGAAACCUUUACAGAAGUUCGUGAACUGGUGCAAUACACAGUUAUCGGUCCGCUUGUAGGCAAACCCAAGUGGGCUCAUUUUAGGCCGUGGAAAAGCACAUCGCAAACGGUUGUCAUUCGAGCGGAUGUCCCCAAUGAAUAUUUAGCAAACAAUGGGUUUUCGUUCUCAUUUAUUGAGAACUUCUUCGAAAAACAAUGGAUUCGUAUGGAUUCGGCAGUGAAAGAUCGUGAGAGUUUUUGGGACCACUUAAUGAAAGUUCCUGUUGGCAUUCAAGAACAAAUUCGUGAGCGAGUAUUGAGGAUAGAUCCUUUGGAAGGCCUGGGAAAGUGCGCAGGCUUGAAAACUGAAUUGCUUAUCACAACACCUGAAAUGGUUGAAAAUGGCUAUCCGUUCCCAGAUGAUUCAAUCAUCGCCACAAAAGACAAGUAUGCAACUGUAACAAGAGAUUCGCCGGUGUUCGCUCUGGAUUGUGAAAUGUGCGUAACUUCGGCCGGUCAUCAUGAGCUAACGCGGAUAUCCAUAGUUCGAGAAGAUGGCACUGUUGUACUGGAUACACUGGUGAAACCGUAUAACGAAAUAACGGAUUACUUGACAAAAUUCUCUGGUAUCACACCAGAACUAAUGGAAUGUGCUACCACAUCGUUAGAAGACGUCCAAGCUGCUAUUCGUUCAAUUCUACCUCCGGAUGGCAUUUUGUGCGGCCACUCGCUGGAGUUUGAUCUUCAUUCACUGCAAAUGGCACAUCCGUAUUGUAUCGAUAUCGGCCUUAUAUACAAUCUUUCUGGUACUGCGAGGAAUAAAACAAGCUUGAAGAAUCUGAUGGCAGUGUUCUUUGAUGAAGAAAUCCAGGUUAUAUGGGGUUCAGUGGUUGCUAUUAGGAUGCCUCACGUAUGUGGUUGUGGACACGUAAUCGGCGUCGAAUGUACCGUUGAAUAUUGCCAGUGCCAGAAGUUCCCGCCAUCUGAGUGUGUAAAAUGUUUGGUAAACAACGGGAAAGCGUCUUUUGAAGGAAAUUUCGAUUGGAGUGGCGCACUACGCGGAGAAUAUUGCAGUUCAUAUCGUCCACUUUCCUACUAUCUUGUGGAUUCAAAGAAAACCGUAAUGUGUGGAUUCUCAAGUGCUACUCAGUAUAACAUCGAAAAGAACAAAGUUUUUACACUCCGCCGACCUGGAUCGUUUUCCUCCACAUCAGCGUUUGUUGACGAAGUGAGCUGUGAUCUGCUUGAAUACGGCUUAGCGCUUAUUGAGAUCGAUUAUUUGAAGAGGCAGGACGAAAUUGUACGUGCGGCAGCCCGUUUCAGUCUUAUUAUUGUGGUGUUGUCAAGUGAAAAGUCCUCUAUUUGCUAUCUCAAGGUGAAACACUGA
Angiostrongylus costaricensis is the source of this 1494-nucleotide messenger RNA. NCBI's taxonomy places the organism in Eukaryota, Metazoa, Nematoda, Chromadorea, Rhabditida, Metastrongylidae. The record is from the annotation of a GenBank genome assembly.